This is a messenger RNA of Mytilus trossulus (common blue mussel), 4848 nucleotides long. RefSeq names its product BCL2/adenovirus E1B 19 kDa protein-interacting protein 3-like. The record is from RefSeq and is a predicted model, not a curated record. Gene Ontology annotation, biological process: positive regulation of apoptotic process; mitochondrial outer membrane permeabilization. Lineage: Eukaryota; Metazoa; Mollusca; Bivalvia; Mytilida; Mytilidae. Gene Ontology annotation, cellular component: nucleus; mitochondrial envelope; mitochondrial outer membrane. The transcript has 6 exons. The coding region runs from base 190 to 693 and encodes 167 amino acids.
UUCGUGUGCAUACAUUUUCUAUAGUUGGAUUAUUUCCCUUAGCUAUUAUCAAUGUUAUUUGUUAUGGGAAGUUGAUGAAGGUGGAGCAAGUCAGUUUCCUUUCGGAGCUUUUAUUAAUUAAUACCACGUGACUGGUGACGUAUACGUAAAUAAACGAAAAGCAAACCAAAACAUCAACAAAGAAGUAUCAUGUCAUCGACACAAAAAAUUGAAGACUCAUGGAUAGAACUUAGUGGGGGAGUUACGCCACCAAUUGAAGCUCAGUCCAUAUACAAUGGUAACUUAGAAAAGUUACUGAUCGAAGCCCAAAGAGAAUCUAGAUCAUCAUCAAGACCUAACAGUAAAGAAUCAUCAGCCAGGGGCAGUCCUAAAGGUCUGCACAGUCCUACAAAUGAAUUAUCAAAUGCUGAAACAACACAGGAAAACCGAGAUCCAGGUACAGAUUGGAUUUGGGACUGGUCCAGUAGACCUGAAGCCUUACCUCCAAGUGAUUUGGGAGCACGUUUCAAACACCCAAGAAAAUCUGGAUUUAGAAGUUCACAAAUGAUACGAAAAGAAGAUGCUUACAGCCUGAAGUACAUUAUUAUAUCAAAUGCCUGCUCCUUUGUUGUAGGAAUUGGUCUUGCCAGUCUGGGAUUCUAUUUUGUAAUAAAGAGAUACUGCAGAUGUAGUAAUUUAAUGAUCUCAAACUAAUGGAUAAGGACAAGAUAAUGGAACAAAAGUAUUUUUUCAUCGGAAAUCUUAUUAAAAAUCAUAGUGAUUAUCUCUGAUUUUGUAUAUGAGGGGAGAUGAUAUUGAAUUGGAUUAUUUUUGUACCAUCAUAAUUUUUACCCCUCUUACUUACAAAUGUAUGCAUAAGAUUUAUCUCAAUUAUUAGAUGCUUUUUUGAUUUCUGGUAAAAUUUCUACAAUAUACAACAGUAAACAUUGAAGCCAGCUUCAAGUUGUUUAACUGAUUUUACCAUGGCUAGUGGCUUUUUUAGUUUUCAUUAAUAAAUAGUGAAUAAAUAUAAAACUGUCGGUUAUUUCAUGCUUGCUUUUCAGUUUCCAGUUAUUUGAUACUUAUCAGUCACCUCACUAUAUAAUACAAAUGUUCUUGAACAAUACAAAUGCUAUUUAAAAAAACUAAGAGCAGAUAAUUCCAAUGUCAAUAUCUGUUUGUAGAAGCCAUCCAGAAGCUAGCAAUUGUAAAGUCAUUUCCAUUUUUUGAUUAUGAUUAAAAAAAUUUAGAUGUUAAUGAAACUAUUUUUUAUACACAAAUGUAUUUUAGAUAGUUUUAAACUUUUAAGAGUUGUUGAAAAAAAAAUUGUAAUAAAAAUUGUCUGUUAAGGAUCAUUUUGAUUUUAUUUGAUAAGAAAUUUAAAAAAGAUUAAAAAAAGAAAAUUAUGACAAUUUUAUUAGUAAUAGUUGAUAUAUAUAUCUCAUAGGAAACUUUAAAGAUGUAGAUUUAAAUGCAUGUAUAUACUAUAAAUGUAUUUUGUUGUAAACUGAAUUACUUUAAUAUAAGUAACAUUUGACUGAGCACUAGUAGGUUGACAUUUCUCUUCAUUGUUUUAUAAUAUGAAUGAACAUUGCAGUAUUUUCUCAUACAGAUUUUUCAUACAGAUAAACAUAGGUUACAAAUAUAAAUGAUACAGCAUCAUUAGCUAAAAUUACUUUAAUGAGGGUUUGGAUGGGAUUAAAUGAUUAAAGAAUAAUGCCCUUAAAAAAUGAAGGUUAGAGAAUAACGGGCCAAAAAAUGAAGGUUCGAGAAAAAAGGGGGUAAUUUUUUGAAGAUAAGAGAAAAAAGGGGUGAAAAUUAAAUGUCUACAGAAUAAUAGACCCCCCCCCCCCUACCCCAUCCAGACCCUCUUUGAUAAGAUUUCAAUUUUAUCUGUUGUUUGAUGUAUAUUCUUCCAAAGCCACAUUUUAGUAGAAUCUUAACAAAUUAUUCAGUUGUGAUUUUCUAAAACCGUUAUGUAGUUGGUUCUGGAUAUGUCAAAUUUCACAAAUUUCAAUCUGUGUGAAUUAAAUAAUGAAAAUGAUUGUUAAUUUAAAGUGUAUCACCUUGCAAUAUGCAAUCAUUAUUCAUGUAUGUAUGUUAAACUUUUCAAAUACCAAAAAAAGUAAUCUGCUUGUCAUUAGAGGCAAUUUUCACCUCAAUGAGUAAAAAAUAUUUUAACAAUUUUGUAGGUAUUUAUAUUUAAUGUUUCGAUACAUAGCUCCUUUUUACUUUUUAUAUGUUUCUGAAAUACAUGCAAAGAAAGCAAAAUAAAUCUGUUUGCAUUAUGCAUAACUACAUGUAUUUAAAAUAGCGGAUACCAUGUUAAUAGAAGAAAUAGGGCAGACAUGAUGAUUGUUAAUUUAGUUUAGAUUUUGGACUUUCUUUUCCGGUGAAGAAAUUUAGAAAAGCUUUUCUUAGUUUCAAAUCAUAUGCAAAAAACACACAGUUUUGAGUUAUUUCAUAUUUUCUCAUUAUACUAUAAUUUUCUUAUUCAUUGAAAAGUCCAGUAAAAUUCUAGGUUGCAUACUUUCUUUUAACACAGAGUUUAGUAUUUGCACAACAAUCUCUACAAAAAGCAGUUUAGAAAAUAUAGAUACACACACAAUGUACCAUGUUUAGAUGAAAACAUUGCCUUUCCUUAUUUUUGAAGCCAGUACAAAUUAAUUUGGUAUUUUUUUAAACUUUUGAAUAUAUUGUAUUUGUAUGCCUUUCAAAUUGUACUUCCUAAGUCAUAUGGAACUUGUUUGUAUAUUUAAUGAAAAUUUGAAAUGAUACAUGUACUUACAGGAAUUGUAUUCAUUGUUUUAUAAUGUGUAAUUUCUGUUUUAUAUGAUGUUUUCCCCUUACACUUACUGCUAUGGUUGAUUAAACAUAUUUUUUUUAACAGUUUUACUCAACUUACAAAUAUAUUUUGUUUUGUUGUUUUUAAAUUUAUUUUAAUUGUUAAGAUAUAUUAUCUGAAAUAUUAUUUGUCUUAAUUGUGACCUAUUUUUUUUUUUUUUUUUUGCCUCUCAUUAUUUCAGGAUAAAAUAUUAAACUAAUCAGAUGUGUCAAUAUUGCAAUUAAGACAAAAUGAACUGAAAAAUUAUACACUUUUGUUAUACUUAAAACAAAAUAUUGCCUUGUAUUUAAACAAGUAUUUUCUCAUUUUUACAGUGUCACUAAUAUAUAAAGUUAACCCUUAAGCGUAAAUUUGAUUUUUGAUUGAACAUUCCUGAAGUUCCACCAGAGAAUGGAAUGGAUGGAAUUUUUCCAGUUUUUUUAUAAUUCCAUCAUUAAUCAAAAUGAUGUUCAUUAUAAUCUUGUCAAGUUUUAUAUGCAAAUAGGGUGUUAUUUCGGUGAUGCUUUUGAGAAAAUAGUUUAUUUUGGAUAGUGUUUACAAUAAAUUUUCAAGUUGCAGAUAAGAUGAUUUUUAAAGUUAAAAAUAAUGUUAGCUAAUAUAACUGGGUUUGGUAACAAUGUCAAGAAUAUGAUAUUCUGUAUGACCCAAAGGAUAUAAUUAAUAUAGGUAUUUUAUUGUGAAAGGUAUUACCACUCUUAUACAAAGAUAUAUAAUAUAUUGCCCUCUCUCUAUAACAUUCUAUUCUAUGGACUUGGGGAAAUGUGCUUACUCAUAUAUGUUAUCACUUUUGUGUUUUAGUUUAACAUCGCACUAAAUUUAUUCAUCUUGGGGGUUUGCUGUAGCAGAAUGAACUAAUUUGAAUGAUCAUAUAAAUGAAUAGAUGAACAUUUGAUAAUUUUCUAAUCUGGUUAUUGUUAAGAAUAUUGUUUUAUCAGUGUAACAAGCUAUUAGUGCAGUCAUCAUUGUUAAUUUUAAGAUGUAUAAUAGUUAAUCACAAACUAGAUCCCACUGUAUGUAAUUUUUCUGUUGAAAUUCUUUUUCCUUUAUAUAUAUCACAUACCUAUAUAUAAAUGGCAUUUCCUAUGUUACGAAUCUUUAAAUCAGUCUGACUUUGAAUUAUGGAAAGAAAAUUUGAUAAGUAUGUAGGAUAGUUAACAUUGUUAUGUGUUCAUAAAUGUGUAUUACUGAUCUGGAGCAUUGAUGUGAGAGUUGUCUUCCUUUUGAUAAUACUAAUUUUACCAUUCAAAUAAUUAUUUAGAUGUAUAAUCUCUUAUUAUAAGGCACAUUUGGGUUUAGGCGGCACAUAUUUAUUAUUAGAAGUAGGAAUUAUUUUGCAUUCAAAAACUAAAUAACUUGGUAGCAGUUUUAAUCAUGGAUACUAAUUUUCAUGGUUUAUAGAAAAAAAUCAUGAUCCAUGUGGGUUCUUGAAUGUAAAGAUUCAACUUUUGGUCCACUUAUCUAAUCAAUGCAAAAUAUACAUUUUUUUUACAAUUCGAAUUUCAAAGUUGGAUUUUAUUCUAAUGUAGUAUGAAAACACAUGUUGAGUUUUGAUGUCCACAAAAUCUAUGAAAAGAUAUCCUGAUUAUUUAUUGCUAUAAGUUAUUCUUGUAUGCCUGUAGAUUUUAUCAACUACACUUUGGUGAAGGGUUUCAAUGCACAAAUUAACUCCAUAUUUUGAAGCUAAAACUAAUAUGUUAACUGAUGUAUUUUGAAAAUUUUGAUGGUUGAAAGGAAGGCCAAUUUUUCACUCUUGCAAGUUGUGUAAAUAUUGUAUGUGAUAAUUUUGACAGCAUUAUUGUUGAUUGGCGGGUAUGUAAUUGUGAUUUUGAAAAUUAAAUCUGUUGUAUCUUAUUUAAAAUAAUGUGAAAAGAUCUGGAAAAGAGAAUGUUAUGUAAAAAUAUGUAUUUUUCUUAAUAUGGCUUCCACUUUUUCCACCUUUGACUGUAAACAUGAAUUUGGUCUUAUCUGCACAUGUGGAAGUAUCAUGUAUAAUUAGUGGAAAAAAUAAAGGUUUAGAAAACUGG